GCGCCGACGUUCGCAGCCGCAGCGCGGAGCCACCAUGCGCCUCCCACCAGCCACUGCACGCUCCCUGAACGUCGGCCGCUGGUGAUGUCGUCUUGCCUGGACCGUGGCGUCAGCGAUGAGGUGGGUGGCGUACCCCUGUUGGCGGGCCAGGCAGCCGUCGACUACACGGUGCUGGCUCUAAUGGUGUUGGGAAACUCGUUCAUCGUGGCGUCCGUGUGCCGCUACAGGCGCCACUACCCAGUCCACGGGACGGCCGCUUCGGCGCGCUUCGCCGCCAACCUCGCGCUUGCCGACACGUACGUCGGCGUCGCCACCGGCUACUUCCUCGUCUUCCGCUACUUCUGCUGGGCGCAGGACGUGCUCGGCUCCCGGAGGUUCAGCUGCGUGCUGCGCUUCUUCCUCGUGAGCAGCGCCCACAUGACCUCAGCGUACAGUUUGGGAGCCAUCGCCCUGGAUCGCUAUGUGGCUGUCGUGCAUGCCCUGCAAUACAGGAAGAUAAUGAACCUCAGGCGUUCUGCGACGCUGCUUAUUCCCGUGUGGGUGUGCCCAUUGGCUACUUGUUCCCCACUUUUGUAUUGGAACAACUGGACGGAUGGUAUCAUCUGCGAGGUGGAGGCUGUUGUUCCUGUAGAGUUUGUGACGGCUAUAGGCAUGUUGACGCAUGCCAGUAUCAUUAUAACCGUCACCGUUAUUCAUUACCGUGUUCACAGGGAGGCAGUGGCUGUGAAAAAGAGGCGGCGCUGCGACGAAUCGCAGCAGGUGAUCUUCACAGUACGCUGCCCGGAUGGCAACCACCUUUCUGCUCCGAGACCCAUAAAUACCAAGUCUGCUCGAAUUGUUCUAUACGUGACGGGGGUGUACUUCUUCUCCUGGGCUCCUUAUACAGUCCUAUAUAUAAUUAAGUCAUGUGGCUAUUCUUCUCCAGAAAUUAAUGUCAUUUAUCGUCUCUGCUUCUCGUUUGCUAACAUAAAUUACCUUAUCAACCCAUUCUUGUAUUCUUGGAAUAAUUCUGCCGUCAGAAAAUCAAUCAUUAGUUCUCUUAAAUGUUUAGGUGUGCUGAAUAAUCAGAAAAAUGACGUAGGUAGUAGAAGUUCUUCAUCACGAAUCAGCAGUGCCGUCCCAAGCGGUCCUUCAGUACACGGCAUAAGAUGAGUGCUAUCUAAUUUAGGCUAUAUAUCACCAUGGUCAGAAACAAAAAAUAUUUACUAUUCCUGAGUUAACUAAAUGUGAUAUCUCGGCGUGAAUUAUUUCUGAUGCGUGUAUGAUACAAUGAGUAUCACACAACUGUGCUCGAAUAAGAAAACUGAAAGAGUGCCGAAAUAUAGUUUCCCGAAAAAACGGUGCUAUCUGGAAGACCUUCAGUGUAUAUUGUGCAUAUUGCGAGAGGAGUUUGUCUUUAAAUUAAAUGUUUGUCACAACUAUAGAACAAUAAAUGUUAUGCAACAUUUAAAGCCUAGACCGUAGUUUCUUUUUUAGUAUGAGACAUUGCUGAUACGUUUAAUAUCAAGACGUAUUUCACCUAAUUGCUGUCAUAUAAUGAGUCUGGCGGCAUUGUCGAACUGUAUGUAAUCUGCGGACAUCUAAAGAUAGCAAAUAACUUAUAUAGCGGUGAAUAUCUUGGGAACAGUGAAAGAUUAUUGCCUGAAGAUGAUUAAAUCAUUUGCGUUUCAAUGUGUAUUUUCCAUUUAAUGAGCAGAAAACAAGUAGUCAACUCGCCCCAAUAAUAGUACUUCAGGAAACAGUAUUUUAACAGUAUUAUGAUUUUGUUACAAUUUGAACACAAUAAUAAAGAAAUAUUUUUAUAUUAAGUUUCUAAAGUACUCUUUCUUUCACGAUAUAUAUAUCCCGACAGGGCAUCUAAAAGCUCAAUCAAAUAAGUGUUUUAUCCCCAGUUCACUUUGACGAAUUCUUUCACGUUAUCCUCUCCCUAAAAUGACUGUGACAAUAUGGUGGUCUACAAGAACACAAAUAACGCAUUUAUUCCGAUGUUUAAAAUCUGAUUCCAAGCGAAUAUGCACUACAGAGAAUGAUAAAUUUCCUUGCCUUUACGUAAAAACAAAGACAUAUUUUAAAGUUUGUAUUGAGCUUUUACGACAUUCAGACGAAAAGAAGAACGGUAAUAAGGAAGUUUAAGGUUAGAAAAGUCAGUCAAAUUACAAAUGUUAAUUUUACCAGUAAACGGUUACUGUAACGAUACUUUCCUGAGGCACUUAACUACUAUAUACGCAAAUCGUCUAUGUUUACUUACAGAUAACCGUAUAUAUUUCCUUCGGUGUACGUGAUACAUCAGCUUCACAUGACGGGGAAAAUUAGUCCAAAUUCAUUGUAUCCAAGUUACAAAAACAUGGGCUCUAAACAUUGACAAUGUAAGUGCAGGGAAUCUGGUCUAUGGUCUCUUACAUGAAGCACAAUAUUGUACAAUGACUUUUUUGUACAAGGUAAUUAAUUGACUAUUAUUACAGAAGGACUACUGAAAGCUAUCUCAACGACACUAAGAGAGAAGCUAAUGUGAUGUAGUAUAAACGCAAAGAUACAACGAAGUUUUUCCAAAGUGAUUAAAGUGGUGGAAAUGAAACUUAAAUUAAUUAA
This is a messenger RNA of Schistocerca cancellata (South American locust), 2589 nucleotides long. RefSeq names its product melanocyte-stimulating hormone receptor-like. Gene Ontology annotation, biological process: G protein-coupled receptor signaling pathway. Gene Ontology annotation, cellular component: membrane. The transcript has 4 exons. Lineage: Eukaryota; Metazoa; Arthropoda; Insecta; Orthoptera; Acrididae. The record is from RefSeq and is a predicted model, not a curated record. Gene Ontology annotation, molecular function: G protein-coupled receptor activity. The coding region runs from base 85 to 1152 and encodes 355 amino acids.